AUGAUUAGAAAUUAUUUAAAUUUUGCAGAAUUAUCAACUCAAAUAUAUUUGAAUCAAUAUACAAUUUUAUUAUUUUUAAUACUUGUGAAAUUAUUCAUGUUAAGAAAUUCAUUAAUUAAUACAAUAUCAAAACAAAUCAUAGAUAAUUCAAUAUGUGAUGAAGAUAAUGUCCAACCUUUAUUAGAUGGAAUUCAUCGAAUGAUAAUGGAUAAUUUAACUAAAUUAAAAUAUACUGGAAUUGUUUUCAUUGUACUUAUUAUUAAAACUAUUAGAGAAUUAACUAUAUUUUAUAUUGAUUUUUUAUUGGGAACUUACAUAUGUUUAUUAAAUGCAUUAGUCAAAGGAACAACAGAAGUUGCAUUUGAUGCAAGUGAAUCAGUACUUAAAGCAUUGAAUGAAACAAUAGUUGAAGCAACAAGUGAAAUUGAAGAUGGUUUACAAGGCUUAUCAUCAUUCAUAAAUGAUUUAGUUACAGGUUUCAAUGCAAUAAAAAACUUUUUCACAAAUGGUAAAUCAGCAGAUACUGGUAAACAAUAUGAACGAAAAAUUAAUAUAACUUUGGGUAAUCUAAAAAAUAAAAUUGUUAUACCUGGAACGGUUUUAGAUAAAAUCGAUAGUGCAAAGAACAUAAGUUUAAAUGAAUUAAAUGAUUUAAAUAAUGAAACUCAAACUUUAUUAGAAACUCCAUUUAAUUUAAUUAUUCAAAAAUUAGAUCAAGUUAAAUUAUCAAAUCUGACAACUAAUGUUACAAUUGUGCCAAUAAAUGUUACAGAAGCAUGUAUGAAAACUGUUUAUGAAGUUCAAGAUACUCAAGAUAAAUUAGUGAAAAUCGUGGAGGUAAUAAGUAAAUACUUACUAAUUGGAAUGAUCUUACUUAUUAUUGGAUCUAUCUUAUAUGCAUUUUAUAUUGAAUCAAGGCAUUGGAAAAGAACUACAAAUUUUAUAAAUGAGAACAAUAUAGCUGAUGAAGUUGGUUUUAGAAACCAAGCCAACAUAUAUGAUAAUCCUUUUUUAUACACUAUUGUCAAGAGAAUGGGAUUUAAUUUGAAUGAAAAUGUUAUUUGGAUGAUAAGUUAUAUGAGUAAUAAAAUGACAAUGAAUGUUUUAACAUUUGGAUUAUUAGGAAUAUUAACAGUCGUAUUACAAUACAUUUUAAUCAAUUAUUUACUGUCUGAAAUUUCAAAUCAAAUAAAAGAAAUGGAUUACAAGAAUACAACUUCAAAUUUAACUUCAAUGUACAUAAAAUCAAUGAAUACAUAUAUAAAUACAACUGAAUAUGAUUUAAAUUCACAGUUAUUUGGAGAAAUUAGAGAAACUUCAACUAAAAUCAACAAUACAAUUUCCAAAUUUCUGGAUAAUUUGAAUACUGCAGUUUCAGAUAUUUUUGGGAAAUCAUUCAUUGCGUCAGCUAUAAAUACAGUUGUGUACUGCACUAUUGGUAGAAAAUUAGAAAAAAUUGAAGAAGGUUGUACUUGGUUAAAUAAGAAUUUACAAAUUAAUUUACCUUUAAUUUCAUCAGAUUUAGAAAAUGAUAUAAAAAAUAUUAAAUUUUUAAAUUCGAAUUAUUUUCUAUCUAAAUUGAAAUCAAUAAUUGAAUUUUAUUAUAAGAGUUUAAAAUUAGAAUUAAUUAUUGCUUUAUUUUUUUUAAUAGCCUGGUUAUUACAAUUUUUGAUUGGGCUUGUACUAUUAUUCUUAAGACAAGGCAAAUCAGAUAUGCAAAAUCUUAAUUUAAAAAUGUUUAAAAUUGGUCCACCUAGAGAAUUAAAUGAGAAAGAAAAAAGAGAGUAUCAAUAUCCUAUAUCUGAUCCAAAAGCUAUCAAGAGAUUCCCUCAAACUUCUUCUAGCUUUUACCCACCUGUAUAA
Molecule: messenger RNA, 1863 nt
Organism: Lodderomyces jiufengensis
Lineage: Eukaryota; Fungi; Ascomycota; Pichiomycetes; Serinales; Debaryomycetaceae
Gene: PRM1
Product: pheromone-regulated protein
Exons: 1
Coding region: 1-1863 (620 amino acids)
Cellular component (GO): mating projection tip
Source: RefSeq, a predicted model, not a curated record